AUGCCGACUCAAAUGUUCAUCCCCGACACUGCUCCCAUAUACGCCUACUCUCCUUCUUCAUCUUCAUCUUCCUCUUCUUCGGUGUCUUCCAAUUCGUCAGCCAGCUGGGUGGCGGCGUACAGCCCGAGAGGGGAUGGGUAUGAUCAGACUUUCCAUUUGGCUUCCGGCGAUGCUAGUGUGGGGAUCAACAUCACUGCCUCAGCACUCUCAUUCUCCCUCUCGUCUUCCAACAAAUCCUCCACCGCCUGUCCUGCAGAGUACAGAAUAAACGCAUCAUCCUGGUCCUCCGCCUGCCCUUCCCCCAACCAAGACUUUGUCGCGAACGACCUUGCUGCGGGUCUGCAUCAAGUUGAGCUGCGGGCUGUAGAAGGCGAGGGGCAGUUGGAGUUUAUGGGUCUUGGGGGGGAGCUUGAUUUGGCUGAUGGCUUGGGAAAUUUGACUAUUGAUGAUACUUCGCCGUCUUUUGUUUACUCGCCUUCUUCAUCUUGGACUUUUUCAUCUUCUUCUUCUUCGACGACGAGUACAUCGAAUGCGACAUUGUCGGCCGACGAUCUCCAAAACAGCUUCAACUCCACCGCGCAUUCGACCCUUUCCAUAGGGGCAAAGGUGGAGCUGAGUUUCCAAGGGGAGACGUUGUAUGUCUAUGGGAUGGGGUUGGAAGAUGGGGGACGGGGGGAGGUGAGGGUGGAUGGGGUGUUGCAGGGGGUUAUCGAUACUAGCGGCGUUCGGAAGACGUAUUCUUCUUUACUCUACAUGGGGAGUGGCUUUUCAGCCGGCGCUCACACACUGUCAAUCACAUCCACUUCUUCCAAUGCGUUGAUUAUCGACUAUGCCCUCCUCACCACUCAAAGCUCGUCAUCGUCAUCUUCGACCAACAUCGGUCUUAUCGUCGGUGUCAUCAUCGGCGUUUCGGCAUUCUUGAUCAUCCUCGGAGCUUCCGCAUAUGUCUGGAUGGUGCAAAGACAGUCGAGUAAGAAGGGUGGGGCGAGGUACCCUUUUGCGGGGUAUGGCAAGCAUGCCGCUGCGACGUAUUCCAACUUUGGUUCCCUCGCUUCCAAAGAUUCUGACUGGGAUCGUCCCGACAAGCAUCCUCUUCAAAGAAGCCAGAGUACGCUGGCUUUGGGUACGUCAGGAGUGAGGUUGGGCACGACGUCGGUUUAUUCGGAUUAUCUGCCUUAUCGAGGACCCAUUGAACCCCCGCCUUCCCACCUCCCCGAAGGACACCACAUCGUCCAAACCGGCUCAAGGGAAGAACUCCUAGCCUAUGGGGGUAUGAAAUCAUCCCACGGCAGUGCGAGCUCCAGCGGCAUGAGCACACCCCCGCUCAUAUCCGGCGCCAACCCCAGCGCCAUCGGCUGGCUCCGAGGCGCAAGAGAAUGGGUCGAUUCGCCCACUUCGAGCACGAGUUUUGGCUCGGCGUCGUUCUCCGCUGGGACGGGGUAUGCGGGUUCGAGGAGCGGGUCGCAGAGGUCUGCCGGGUCGGGUGUUGGGGGGAGGAGGAGCCCGCUUGAUAGGAUUACGCCGGGUUCGAGGGAGCAGAUACCGCUGGAACGCUAUCAGCCGGCGCUUUCGCCGCCGCCGUUUUCGUCUAUCCCUUCGUCACGAUCAUCGCCUCCACGCACGGCGUCGACCCCCUUGUCGCCUUCGUCUUCGCUCUCGACUCCGUCUACUUUGGGUCUGGGGAUGGGAGAGCAGGUGCAGCAGGCUGUGAGGAUGCCAGCGCCUGCUAGGAGUGUAGCGAGAUUGUGGCCUACAAGGGACGCUGUACCCAGCUCGUACAGGACGGAAAGCGUCAUGCAAGGCGCGGGUGUCGGCAUCGACCACCGUCGGGCAGGAUACUCCAGUUCAUCUCUUGCCCUCAACGCUUCCACAUCCGUCGACGCCCUCCAAUCCCAAAUCCCCGCUGCUCCUACCGAAAACUCCGCGACGUCGCUGAGAAGGGGCGUGAGUAUCAAAAGUAUCAAGACUAUGCGGUCGUUCUUUUCGGGCAUGAUCUUUGUCCCGCCGACUGCUGCUUCUUUACCGCACCUUACUCGUAGUGGAGGGGAACGGGAAGGGGAACCGCAGACGCCUGCUGUACCGUGGACGGCGGCGAGGCCGGAUAGUGGGAUCUUUCCUGGGCUGGAAAGGGGGUUGUCUCAAAGGUUUGGGAGUUGGAGAGGAAGGGAGAGGGAGAAGGAGAAGGAGAAGGUGGUAGCGUCGGUGCCUGCGAAAUCGGGGAUGGUCACUCGGUCACCCCUCUCCCUCGCUCGGGAUCUUCCCUCGCAUUCCCGCAGCCCAAGCGCGGACCAGAUGGGAGAUGUCGAAGAAGGGAUCUUGGUACCAAACCGCUCUGCAAGUCACGUCGCGCGAGAUGCACGGGGGCGAGAAGAGGAGGAGGAGGAGGAGGAAGGGGCAUCGCCAAACUUUUUCAUCGAGCUGGAUCCGAGUAGCCCGAUAGAGAGCAGCAGGCCGGCUAGUCAGUGGACGAGGUAUACGAGGGGGAGUGAGGGGACGCAUGGGAGGUGGGAAGUGUGA
This is a messenger RNA of Cryptococcus wingfieldii CBS 7118, 2517 nucleotides long. RefSeq lists its product as hypothetical. The record is from RefSeq and is a predicted model, not a curated record. The coding region runs from base 1 to 2517 and encodes 838 amino acids. Lineage: Eukaryota; Fungi; Basidiomycota; Tremellomycetes; Tremellales; Cryptococcaceae. The transcript has 4 exons.